UUAGCGAUGCGCUCACUAUAGGUACAUAUGUAACUAGUUAAGUUUAUUUUUAAGGAAAAGUUGCCAUGUUAAAUACAUACUUAGUUACUAAUACUUAAGGUUCAAAAUUGUAUGACAUGUUAUGCAAGUAAUGUGCACUACGUUGCUAUGCGCCGGCGGCAGUCCGCUGCUAGACGCGAUCGGUUUAACUCGACCCUGUAUCCGAAAGUUAAAAUAAAAGUUUCAUUGUCAAGUUUACUCCUGCUUUCAUUCCUCGCGCCAGUGCCUACCAUUUACAAAGUGGUCUUCGAACCGGAUAAUGCCGAUACACCGAACGCCUUCAAAAAUGGAAACGCGUAGUGCGAAGGUACGUCGGGAGCACGCGGAACACAUGGCGCGCGAGCAAGAACAAAGAAAAAGUGAGGUUAUACCGCCGUGCAAUGUAACUACGCCCGAAAAAAUCGAGAAACCUUUGGAUCCGAUGGUCAAGAAGUUUCUACAAUACAAAUUAAAUGCGACAAGCAGCAUAAAGUCGGAACCAAUGCAGCAAUUUAAGCCAAUUCCCGACAUAAAGCCUGCCGCGUCACAUGUGGGUGCCGUCCCGAGCAGCAAGGGCUCACGAAGAUCGUCAGCCUCUAAAGAAGCCAGGCGAAAGCAAUUAAUUUUGGACGCCGCAAAGGAAAAGGCUGCGAUUCAAAUGGAUCUAAUUAAUAAAACCUUAGACGCGCAACUUGCAGCUCUUAAUAGUGACGAAGAGGACCUAGAAGAAUACAGUUCACAAUUCGAUGGCAAUGCACCUCUUCGCAAAGAUAUCAAUGCGUGGGUUGAGCACCAAAGCAUCCACACGGAACUACCUGAGGAGCAGCAAGCCCCCGACAAUGGAGUCACAACGGACGCGCUGCACAUUUCAGUUCCAGCACAGAUGCCUGCACCUGUGAUACCCUCUGCAUUCACCGAGCAAGCCCAGCCGAGGCCAGCGUCUAGCUUAGCGCCGCGCGCCGCCGCCGAUGGCUUCAUGCCGGCAGCGCCGCCUGCGCCCGAAGGUACCGUCAGUGCGCUCAACCAAACAGUGCAAUUAUUAGCCGGCGCACUUAAAGACCUAUCGACCGCUAGCAAUCAAGUGCCUAACGCCAGUUUACUCAGCCGCAUUAGCACGCCUAAGGACCUACCUGAAUUUUCAGGUGACCAAUUAGAAUGGCUUCAGUUUAAACAGGCGUACCAGGAGUCUACUGAGGUCUGUAGAUUUACAGAUAAAGAAAAUUUAUGGAGGCUUCGUAAAUGUCUUAAAGGAGCCGCACGUGAUGCUGUCACUGCAUUAUUUAUCAGCGCCACGUCGCCCGACCGGGUAAUGUCGACCUUGGAGCUACGUUUUGGAAACCCCGACAGCAUCAUUUCUCGUAUUCUGCAAGACAUCAAGAAGCUACAGCCUUUGCAACUCGAAUAUCAUAAGGAUAUAGUUAUGUUCGCAGUGAAGGUUCAAAAUUUCGUAGAAGCUGUGCGAGCAGUAGGACGCGAGGAGUACCUACAUGGCAUGAAUAUCGUCUCCAUCAUCCUAUCCAAGCUGCCCACUGGGCUUAUCUCCAAAUGGUCAGACUACAGUUUUAAACUUCUCCAAGAUGCCCGGAAAUCGAGGUUAGUCAUUCUAUCGGAUUUUCUUAAUGACGAAGCAUUAAAGAUUUCUACAACUGCAAGUUUUUUAACAACUACGCGCAGCGAUAUGUAUAAAAACAAAUCUAGCGAACAUUCAUCUUCCCGUACACAAACUGUUUUACUACAAACUGAAGAAGGCGAUUUAAAAUGUUUAUUUUGCCGAACAGCUGUGCAUAAGAUAACGGAAUGCAAACCAUUUAAGAAGGCGUUGCGAAAAAUACGAUGGCAACAUGUAAAAAAACAUGGUUUAUGCUACAAAUGCAUUAUCUCCAAGCAUGAACGCGAUACUUGCAAGGCCCCUGCGUGCGACAAGGACGGCUGCGGAGCUCCACAUCAUCGCCUACUACAUUAUCCGGUAAACAACAGUGCGCGUGACGUCACGGCGGCGCCCGCACCGCUGCCGAGUGCAAGUGUACCGAAUAAUAGUACCGCGAUAAAAGAAGCCGCGCCGCGCGAUCCCGCGUUCAAGCCAGUGACGGAAACUUUAACUCAUAUAAAAGCGACCGACAGCAGAGUGUUGUUAAAAGUAGUACCAGUGCGUGUACAGGGACCUAACGGUAUGGUAAAUAGCACCGCGCUAUUGGACGAUGGAUCUUCCGUCUCGUUAAUAAGUGCUAAUCUCGCGCGACGCGUCGGACUACGUGGUAAUUCACAGACAUUGCGAGUUCACGGUGCGUUUAAAGAUAACGAACUUGAGUACAAAUCGACAAAAGUGAAUGUCGACCUUAAAGGUAUGGACAAUAAGGUUUAUAAUGUUAAAUUGCGUUGUGUUGAAGAAUUGAGUUUGCCAAUACAAACAUUGUCUGUUUUAAAAUUAGUUAAUUACUCUCACCUAGCUGAUAUAAAACAUAAAUUUUGCACCACUGAUUCAGAACCUGAAUUAUUAUUAGGUCAAGAUAACUUACAUGUUGUAAUACCUAUUCAAAUACGGGAGGGCAAAUAUAAUGAGCCAUCAGCUACACUCACCCGCCUCGGCUGGAGUGUCCAUGGGAAAGUGUGCGUGCCGCGGACUGUCCGUCCGUCCAGGGGCCCGCCAUCUGUCGCUGUGCAUACUAACCUUUUAAUUGCAGAUAGCGGAGCAGAUCACGAUACCACAUCAGAUGAGUGCCUCCUAAGGGAAAUCCACGAAGAUGUUAGGCGCUCAUUUUUGCUAGAUUCCAUGGGUGUGACGACGCACGUGCGGCAAAAGGCCGACGACGCCCGCGCCGUCGCGCAGCUGGAGCACUCCGCCGAGCUCAUCGAUGGGCGUUGGUACGUCGGCCUUCCGUGGAAGGACGAACACCGCCCCAUGCCCGACUCCCGCCCAAACGCGCUUACCAGGAUGAAGGGUAUUGAGCGCAAAAUGGGUAAGAAUCCAGGUUUCGCCGAAAGGUACCGUGAAAGGGUCAAUCAUUUGUUAAAAAAUGAUUACGCUAUGGAACUAAUUAACACCGAGGUCACGCCGAAGACUUAUUACUUACCUCAUUUCGGCGUAGACAACCCCAAUAAGCAAGAACUUCGUCUGGUCUUUGAUGCUGCAAGUCAGGUAAGUGGUAGCUCCCUGAACGAUUAUUUGCUCACAGGACCUGACCUAUUGUCAUCACUUUUAGGUAUAAUGCUGCGCUUUCGGGAACAUCCAAUUGCAGUAACAGGUGACAUUAGAGACAUGUUCUUGAGAGUCAAGAUCCAUCAAGAUGACCAGGACGCGCUGAGGUUUCUGUGGAGAAACAACCCCACAGAAAAUAUGAAGACGUACGCGAUGACGUCACUUAUUUUCGGCGCAAAUUGUGCUCCAUUUGUCGCGCAAUUUGUAAAAAAUAAAAACGCCCAGCGAUUUGAAUCGUCAUUUCCCGCCGCCGUCGAUGCCAUCGUCAACUCGCACUACAUGGACGACUACAUCGACAGCCUGCCCGACGAGGCGACAGCGAUCGAAAUGGUAAAAAAUGUCGGUUAUAUCCACAGGGCGGGCGGCUUUGAAAUAAGAAAUUGGACGAGCAACAGCGUCGCAGUUUUAAACAGCGUGCCAAAGGAGACCUUAGGCACUGCUGCUGUAAGGUUCAAAGUCGGCCAGCAACAUGAGAGCGAGCGUACCUUAGGUCUCAUUUGGUACCCUGCUGAUGACAUAUUGGGCUUCGAUCUGUCAUUAAAACGUAUACCGAGCGACGUACUUGAAGGUGAGAAUAGGCCUACGAAACGUUUAAUGUUAAGAGUAAUUAUGUCAAUAUUUGAUGUACUAGGUUUUUUAGCACCCUUCACGAUUCAAGGCCGAAUUAUGCUUCAAGAGGCUUGGCGCUUACAGGUGGAUUGGGAGGAUUACAUUCCAGACCAAAUUUAUCACAAGUGGCGAAAAUGGGUCGACCUUUUGAAGGUAAUUAAAGAUAUCCGUAUACCUAGGUGGUACUGCACAGCCGCGCGCAAUGCGGUAAGGGACAGCCAAUCGGCUACAGCGCGUGCGAGCGAAAUGCAAGAUUGUGUGGAUCUCGUCGCAACGGCACCUACCUCUCCCCCUGCGACCCACGCACCUACGCACAGUGCUACGAAAUGCUACGAGGGCGUAGCGGCAUCUACAUCUGCUACGACCGCAUCGAGAAGUAAGUACUCAUAUUAUAAUAAUUUACAAAUGCAUUUUUUUAGCGAUGCAUCUUCUCAGGCGAUGUCAGCUGUGGGCUAUUUGCGCUGGGAGGAUAACGGCACUAUUUAUGUUGCAUUUAUUGCCAGCAAAAGCAGAGUUAUGCCGAUAAAACGGCUGACUAUACCGAAGGCUGAGCUGCAAGCUGCAUUGUUGUCUGCAAGACUAGCCAAUGCAAUUGGAAAGGAGCACAAACUGACGCCAACGAGGCGUUACUUCUGGUGUGACUCCUCAACUGUAUUACAUUGGAUUCGCAACAAAAAUCGUACGUAUAAGGCCUUUGAAGCAAAUCGCUUGGGGGAGAUUGACGACCUUACCCGCGUUGACGAGUGGCGGUACAUUCCUACGAAACUAAAUGUUGCCGAUUUAGCGACGCGGGACUCGUUUGAUCUAGCCCUACAGAGCGAGUGGUUUAAAGGUCCUUCUUUUUUAUACGCUGACGAAAGUCUAUGGCCAAAGGAUAUAAUACCGACCUGUAACGAGGAGGAGACAGGGGAAUGCGUAGCAGUCGUCCAGGUGCGUGACGAACCUGCAUGCAUACCAGUGCCGGACCCACAGCGCUUCUCUUCGUGGCUUCGUCUCACCCGUGCCACGGCGGCAGUGCUAAAGUUCAUCGCUAGGUGCAAAGGUCGGGCGGUCGAGAUCGAUUGCGCAAUGAUGGAGCGCGCUGAGAUACUUUUACUAAAACACGCGCAAAACGAGUCUUUUGGGGAAGACUUAGCCAGAAUUAAGGCGCACGGGGCUUUACAUCGCGCAAGUAAGUUAUUAAAAUUAUCACCCAUUUUAGACGAACAUGAACUACUUCGCGUGGGCGGGCGCAUUGACGCCGCAUCAGAUGUGCCUCUGGACGUCAAGAGACCCGUGAUCCUGGACGGCCGUCAUCAGGUAGCACGCUUAAUCGUCCGGCAUUACCAUGUGAAAGCGGCCCACGGAAGUCAGGAGAUGGUGGUAAACGAAAUAAAGCAAAGGUAUUGGGUACUUAGACUUCGACCUACUGUAAAACUCGUGACGUCAAGGUGCAUGUUGUGCAGGAUAAUGAAGAGCAAACCUCAGGUACCGCGCAUGGGCGAUUUACCAGAGGCCAGAAUAGAACACCAUCACCGACCCUUUUUUCACUGUGGGUUGGACCUUUUUGGGCCAAUGGAGGUCGCGGUGGGUCGCCGCAGAGAGAAAAGAUAUGGUGUUCUAUUCACAUGCCUCACAGUGCGGGCGAUUCAUAUCGAGCUGGUUGCCUCCCUUACAACCGACUCGCUUAUCAUGGCGUUGCGACGCAUGGCGGCGCGGCGCGGCUGGCCGCGCCAUCUGUACUCGGACAACGGUACUAAUCUGAGGGGCGCCGACACAGAGUUGCGUCGGUCAAUGGAGGCGCUAGAUAUGGACGUUCUAAAAGCUGAGGGGGUUAAUAACAACAUGGAUUGGACUUUUAUUCCCCCCGCCAGCCCCCAUUGGGGUGGGGCGUGGGAACGUUUAAUACGUUCAGUAAAGACGGCUCUCAAAGUCGUUUUAAAAGAACGAGCACCAAGGGACGAAGUUUUGACCACAUUAAUGGCAGAAGUUGAGAACAUGGUCAACGGUCGUCCAUUGGUGCACGUGUCUGUCGAUCCUGCUGACGGUGAGUCUCUUACUCCUAAUCAUUUCCUUUUAGGGUCAUCAUCGCGACUCCCUCUUGUAGGAGAGUUCGAUGAUUCUGAUCUCAACUUGAGGAAACUAUGGCGGAAGGCGCAGAGGCUCGCUGACAUGUUCUGGCAGAGGUGGCUAAGAGAAAUCUUACCCACCCUCGUGCCUAGGACAAAGUGGCUAGAGGAGCGGAAGCCGCUAAAAGUAGGGGACCUCGUUCUGGUGGUAGAUCCCAACUCUCCCCGCAAUAUGUGGCCGAAGGGAUUGAUCACGCAGGUAAUUCCUGGCGCAGACGGACGGAUCCGUUUAGUGGAGGUGAGGACGGCUACCGGGACUUACCGGAGGUCUGCGGCUCGCAUCGCUCCUAUUCCCGUAAGUUUAGAGUGCUGAGUCAGCACUGGGGUGGGGAGUGUUAGCGAUGCGCUCACUAUAGGUACAUAUGUAACUAGUUAAGUUUAUUUUUAAGGAAAAGUUGCCAUGUUAAAUACAUACUUAGUUACUAAUACUUAAGGUUCAAAAUUGUAUGACAUGUUAUGCAAGUAAUGUGCACUACGUUGCUAUGCGCCGGCGGCAGUCCGCUGCUAGACGCGAUCGGUUUAACUCGACCCUGUAUCCGAAAGUUAAAAUAAAAGUUUCAUUGUCAAGUUUA
This is a messenger RNA of Cydia pomonella (codling moth), 6503 nucleotides long. RefSeq lists its product as uncharacterized. The coding region runs from base 299 to 6244 and encodes 1981 amino acids. The transcript has a single exon. Gene Ontology annotation, molecular function: nucleic acid binding. The record is from RefSeq and is a predicted model, not a curated record. NCBI's taxonomy places the organism in Eukaryota, Metazoa, Arthropoda, Insecta, Lepidoptera, Tortricidae. Gene Ontology annotation, biological process: DNA integration.